AUGAAGUUGACGGUAUUGUCAUUGGUGAUAUACACAACCAUUAUCGCAAUUUUGAUCAAUGGAUACAAUUGCAAAAUAGUGCAGUUUAUCUUCGGGGAUUCUCUUUCAGAUGUUGGGAACAAUAAUAAAUUGUCGAAAAGUCUUGCUCGGGCAAGCCUCCCUUGGUAUGGUAUCGACUUUGGCAAUGGGAUGCCUAAUGGGAGGUUCACCAAUGGUCGCACAGUUGCUGAUAUAAUAGGGGAUAAGAUGGGACUUCCAAGGCCUCCAGCUUUUCUUGAUCCAUCUGCAAAUGAAGAAGUCAUACUCGAAAAUGGAGUAAAUUAUGCCUCUGGGGGCGGAGGGAUUUUGAACGAAACGGGUAGUUACUUUGUCCAGAGGUUUUGCUUGUAUAAGCAAAUAGAGUUAUUUCAAGGAACGCAAUAUUUAAUAAGGGCAAAAAUUGGCAACAAAGAAGCUGGCAAAUUCUUCCAGGAGGCUCGAUAUGUGGUGGCUCUAGGAAGCAACGAUUUCAUAAACAACUACUUGAUGCCUGUUUACAGUGAUUCUUGGAAUUAUUCUGAUGAGACUUUCCUUAAGUAUUUAAUGCAAACACUUCGUGAGCAACUAACACUUUUGCAUAGCUUAGGGGCACGAAAGUUGAUGGUAUUUGGACUAGGGCCAAUGGGUUGCAUCCCUCUCCAAAGAGUUCUAAGUUCAUCUGGUGGGUGUCAAGAGAAGACAAAUAAACUUGCCCAAAUGUUCAAUACACAAACAAGCAAACUUGUGAUUGAAUUAUCAACCAGUCUCCCAAAUGCAGAAUAUAAGUUUGGAGAUGCUUAUGAUGUCGUCAAUGAUGUCAUUACCAAUCCAAAUGACUAUGGAUUUAGUAACUCAGAUUCUCCGUGCUGCUCAUUUGGAAAGAUACGACCGGCUCUAACGUGUAUCCCAGCAUCGACCCUUUGCAAAGACAGAAGCAAGUAUGUAUUCUGGGAUGAGUACCACCCAAGUGAUGCGGCUAAUGAAUUAAUUGCAAAUGAAAUGAUCAAAAAGCUUGGAUUUAAGACUAUUAAUCAGACGGAUAAUGCAGCUCCUUUCCCUGCACCUGCUGUGGCUCCAUUAUCUGAAGGGAAUUAA
Fraxinus pennsylvanica is the source of this 1113-nucleotide messenger RNA. The record is from the annotation of a GenBank genome assembly. Lineage: Eukaryota; Viridiplantae; Streptophyta; Magnoliopsida; Lamiales; Oleaceae.